This is a messenger RNA of Maudiozyma barnettii, 900 nucleotides long. RefSeq names its product C2H2-type zinc finger protein. Gene Ontology annotation, cellular component: nucleus; cytoplasm. The transcript has a single exon. Bases 1 to 900 code for a protein of 299 amino acids. The record is from RefSeq and is a predicted model, not a curated record. Gene Ontology annotation, molecular function: RNA polymerase II cis-regulatory region sequence-specific DNA binding. NCBI's taxonomy places the organism in Eukaryota, Fungi, Ascomycota, Saccharomycetes, Saccharomycetales, Saccharomycetaceae.
AUGUUGGCCAACAUACAAUCUAAGUUUCCAGCUGAUAACGACAACAGACCAUUCAGAUGUGAACUUUGUCAACGUGGAUUUCACAGACUCGAACAUAAGAAGAGACAUGUUAGAACACACACCGGAGAAAAGCCGCACGGAUGCCAGUUCCCCGGAUGUAACAAAUUUUUCAGUAGAACAGAUGAAUUAAAAAGACACGCAAGAACACAUAUUGGAACCUCUCAACGCAAGACAAGAAAGGUCAUUCCAAAGGCGCUAUCUAAAUCUAAUAGCGAUCCUCAGAUUUCUACCUUAAACAACACAAAAAAAGUUUUGAAACAGGAGAUCAGUACUCCGCCAAAGGCAUCGAUUACUCCUUCUUUAUCCGCUUUAUUACAUCACCAUGAUACACAUAUCUCAUCAAGAGCCAUACUUGGAGAUGCUACUUUACUGGAGAAACCAAUUUCAAGAACAAUGUUUCCACCUAGUUUACAAAAAGUUACUCAAAAACUCUUACCUAUAACUGUUGCUACACCAGAGAAUAAGUCAGCAGAGACAUCAAUACCAAAUUCUCCUAUAUCACAGAGUAAUUCGAUAUCCGCUUCCAGUAGUUCACUAUCAUUGAAUUCUCUGAUGAAUUAUAAUAACAAUCAGAUGUCAUCUGCUUCCUCUGUAUCAUCUUACUCAGAUGCCAGUUUCAGUUAUCUAGAUACCUCAUUGAAACUAGGUAAUAGAAGACGUGUCGAGUUUCAUUUAAUUGCUGAUGAAAACGACGAUGACCACAGUAAUAUAAGGCGUCAUAGUAACAUACCUAAUGGGGUUCAACUGCCCCCUAUUAAAUCUAUAUUGGAUAGUAUAGAUAGUUUCAACAACGGGGUUUCGCAACAAUUAAACCGUCCUCCUACAUACCAACAAGCAUAA